This is a messenger RNA of Mesitornis unicolor (brown roatelo), 249 nucleotides long. It is a transcript of the gene TMEM35B, whose product is annotated as ZMYM6 neighbor. Lineage: Eukaryota; Metazoa; Chordata; Aves; Mesitornithiformes; Mesitornithidae. The annotation marks the transcript as partial. The record is from RefSeq and is a predicted model, not a curated record. The transcript has 2 exons.
CCGGGCCGGUACCUGGAGGCCGUGGGCUGGGUGGAGGUGGUGGCCGGGCUGCUGCUGGCCUUCGGACCCCAGCUCCUGCAGGAGAUCAGCAACUUCGUCCUCAGCGUCGUCAUGAUCGGUGCCAUCUACACGCUGCUGGUGCUGCGGGAGCCCCUGGCCAUGUGCGCCCCUGCCACCCUCUGCCUCGGCCUCCUCCUGCUGCUCAACAUCCGUGGGUACGCGGCCCCAUCCAAGCCCAAAUUCGAGUGA